Saimiri boliviensis boliviensis (Bolivian squirrel monkey) is the source of this 1488-nucleotide messenger RNA. It is a transcript of the gene LIPM, whose product is annotated as lipase family member M. Gene Ontology annotation, molecular function: hydrolase activity, acting on ester bonds. The record is from RefSeq and is a predicted model, not a curated record. NCBI's taxonomy places the organism in Eukaryota, Metazoa, Chordata, Mammalia, Primates, Cebidae.
CUACUUUGUGUUCUCCCUUUCCUAUCAACCAAGCUUGCUUAAUUUGCUUCAGAAUUGGGAGAAGGAAUUGCUGCCAGAAAAUAUGUGAAAGAGUUUUUAAACCUACAGAUUAUUCUUACUUUAGAAUGAGUUGUUACGUUGGCAGGAAAAAAUAAAUGCAGAUGUUGGAUCAUGUUGGAAAUCUUGUCAAAAGAGUGGAUUGUCUCACACAGAAUGGAGAUGUGGCUUCUGAUUCUGGUGGCGUAUACGUUCCAGAGAAGUGUGAAUUCAGUACAUAUGCCAACUAAAGCUGUGGACCCAGAAGCGUUCAUGAAUAUUAGUGAAAUCAUCCAACAUCAAGGCUACCCCUAUGAGGAAUAUGAAGUCACAACUGAAGAUGGGUAUAUCCUUUCUGUUAACAGAAUUCCUCGAGGUUUACUGCAACCUAAGAUGACAGGUUCCAGGCCUGUGGUGUUACUGCAGCAUGGUCUAGUUGGAGGCGCUAGCAACUGGAUUUCCAACCUGCCCAACAAUAGCCUGGGCUUCAUUCUGGCAGAUGCUGGUUUUGACGUGUGGAUGGGGAACAGCAGGGGAAAUGCCUGGUCUCGAAAACACAAGACCCUCUCCAUAGACCAAGAUGAGUUCUGGGCUUUCAGUUAUGAUGAGAUGGCUAGGUUUGACCUUCCUGCAGUGAUAAACUUUAUUUUGCAGAAAACGGGCCAGGAAAAGAUCUAUUAUGUCGGCUAUUCACAGGGCACCACCAUGGGGUUUAUUGCAUUUUCUACCAUGCCAGAGCUGGCUCAGAAAAUCAAAAUGUAUUUUGCUUUAGCGCCCAUAGCCACUGUUAAGCAUGCAAAAAGCCCUGGGGUCAAAUUUUUGUUGCUGCCAGAUAUGAUGAUCAAGGGAUUAUUUGGCAAAAAAGAAUUUCUGUAUCAGACCAGAUUUCUCAGACAGUUGGUUAUUUACCUUUGUGGCCAAAUGAUUCUUGAUCAGAUUUGUAGUAAUAUCAUGUUGCUUCUGGGUGGAUUCAACACCAACAAUAUGAACAUGAGCCGAGCAAAUGUAUAUGUUGCCCACACUCUUGCUGGAACAUCUGUGCAAAAUAUUCUACACUGGAGCCAGGCAGUGAAUUCUGGUGAACUCCGGGCAUUUGACUGGGGGAGUGAGACCAAAAAUCUGGAAAAAUGCAAUCAGCCAACUCCUGUAAGGUACAGAGUCAGAGAUAUGACGGUUCCUACAGCAAUGUGGACAGGAGGUCAGGACUGGCUUUCAAAUCCAGAAGACGUGAAGAUGCUGCUCUCUGAAAUGACCAACCUCAUCUACCAUAAGAAUAUUCCUGAAUGGGCUCAUGUGGAUUUCAUCUGGGGUUUGGAUGCUCCUCGUCGUAUGUACAAUGAAAUCAUCCAUCUGAUGCAGCAGGAGGAGACCAAUCUUUCCCAGGGACGGUGUGAGACCGUAUUGUGAAGCAUCCGAUACUGAUGAGUCUAGGACAACCUCAUGAGGGAGGGG